Molecule: messenger RNA, 2068 nt
Organism: Epinephelus lanceolatus (giant grouper)
Lineage: Eukaryota; Metazoa; Chordata; Actinopteri; Perciformes; Serranidae
Product: neuritin-like protein
Biological process (GO): neuron projection extension; nervous system development
Cellular component (GO): plasma membrane
Source: RefSeq, a predicted model, not a curated record
CACACACACAGCAUCCUCUUACUCUGUGUGAUGCAUCGGUCCCUUAAUCCAGCCGGGUUGUACCUCUGUGCAUUGCUUUACUUUUGCAAUCUGAUGAAUUCCCAACGGAUGGCCAAACACAUUACAUUUUAAAGCAGCAACUUUGGACUCUUUGGACUUUGAGUCAGUGGGAGCUUCACAUCAGAGCCUCUGGUUCAGAGGGAGGUGGGACUCAGCUCCAUAGGACUUGUGGAACGAAUGAUGAGGUCCCAACCAGGCGCAGCGACCAUGCUGCUGCCCAUCGCUCUCUGUCUCAGCCUGGUCCCCAUGUGUUUUGGAGCUGCAAUUCCUGUUUCAUGUGGUUCCAUUUACAAGAGUUUUGCUCAGUGUUUAGUAACACUUGGAGACAGUUUGGUGGAAACACAAAAAGACCAGAGCACGCAGGACAUUGAUGCAAUCUGCAGGUCCUGGAACGCAUUCCACGUUUGUGCCAACUCAGCUCUGGCCGGCUGUCCUGGAGAAGCAGCAGCAGUCUGGGAGUCUCUUAGACAAGAGUCCAGGAAGACACAGUUCUCUGGAAACCUCUACGACAUGUGUGCCAGCCUCACCACCCUCCCACCCAGCACUGUGCCUGCACCCCAAAGCCCUCCCACCUCUGACCAGACCAACCAGGAAACACUUAAAGGGCAAACAAACAAGCACAACCCUACCUUCAGCACACUAUUGAUCCCUGUAUGCAGCACCUUACUUCUUCUGUUCAGGAGUUAGUUUAACCAUCUAAGUCUUUUAAUCAGACAGCUGGUCAUCAGUGUCCUGCUCCCUCUACGAUCCAAACAUAUGAGGGUAAACAGUCUUUACAAAUCAGGCUCACCAUGAUUACAUAUCCAUCCUGGGAACUGGACAUAAUGAAAAAAUAUUUUAGUGCAAAGUGGUGCAUGUGGCUUUAAACAAAUAAGAUGUUGAGAUUAUCACAUGCCUGGCUCUCAGAAAUAAGUUCACACAGAAGUUGCUUUCACGCUGAUAUAAAUAUGUAAAUUACUGGUAACAGAUCAGCUGUGUCACGGAGAGGUCCAAUGUGUAGUAUUUAGGGGGAUAUAUUGGCAGAAAUUGUAUUGUUCAGUUAAAUUUAAUAGGCUGGAGUGACAAACAGUUAAUGUAAGGAGAGAAGAAAAAGACUCUCCUACUCACUGAAGUCACUUAGCUGGAGGACAGAUCUCAGUUAGGUUACAGAUAAAACCUAAUGUUUGCUGUAAACACUUUAUUUUUUUAUCACCACUACAGUAAUACCACAUGAUUUUUUUUUUUUUUUUUUCCGGACAAAAGAGAUUUGAACGGGUGCCAGGUGUUCAGAUGUGCUUGUGAUCCAAUCAGGUGUGAUUCAGAGUAGAGUAUUAUUACAGAGUGAAAAACAGUGUUUUUGUGCAGUUUAAUUCGUCACCCUGUUUGACCGGUUUCAUAUCAGAGAAUUAGAUUUCUGUGUGAGAGAAUCCUCUGCAGUGUGUGCAUGAUGUCGCAAAAUGUCACCACUUGUUUAUUCUGUGUCAUUUCAUGUGGCCCCUUUCAGUGGUUUUCUGAUCCUUCUUUAAGCAGCUGUAUGUUGCUUUUUCUAUUAUGAACUGUUAUGUACAGUAAAGUUUUACUUCUAUCGGUUUAAUAACUUAAAGCAUCCCCUGUGGGGCAAUUAAACAGGAUACAUAGCAGAGCACACGCAUCUCAAUGAAACACAUAGGACACAAUAAUACAAUAGAUAUGUACAAAUUACGAGUGCAUGAGUCAGUGGUGGAGGGAGCGGGAAGUUUCCCAAGUGUUUCCUAAUUUUCAUCCUUAUUAACAGUUGCUGUAAUAUUAUUUGAUGUUGUAUAACUUUUCUUUGAUACUGAGCUGUUAUGCAAUAAUGCACUGCGUUUUAUUCACUGGUUUUCACUUUAUGAAUAUAGUUACUAUAUUAUUUUCCAUUUUUGGUUAUUUGCAUCAUACUCUUUUGUAGACAGCAGUAUAGAGUGGCACAUGCCUCUUUGUUUCACUCUGAUUUUUAACCCAACAAAAAAAACCCAAAAACUUAAAUUAAAGGUUUGCUGACAAACAGUUA